CUUGGUGUGAGGACAUAUUCACCAGAGGCUCACACCUUUCCUUUCAUAUAUUGCUAGUUUGUCCUGUCUUGCUUUCAUACUAAAUUUCUACACUUUCCCAUUUCCUACCCAGAAUAUCACACACCAGCAGGCUGAGAGCUGUAGGUGGGAAGGUGGCUGUCUCCUGCAAAUGAGCCAAGAUGGGUUGCCAGGUGACACAGGAAUGAGGGCCAGCGUACAGGGGGGCGCUGGGGGCAGUGGUGCUGUGCGUGGCUUCCAGGAGAUUCCCCAUACAGGUAGCAACGGCUGGAUCAACCUGCUCCGCUUCUGGAGGGAGGGAACCUUCAACCAAUUACACAAACACAUGGAGAAAACCUUCAACAUGCUCGGACCCAUCUACAGGCAGUAUCUGGGUUCUCAGAGCAGUGUUAAUAUCUUGUUACCAGGCGAUAUUGGGGAACUAUUUCGCUCCGAGGGUUUGCACCCGCGCCGUAUGACCCUACAGCCAUGGGCUACACACAGAGAGACCCGCAAACACAGCAAAGGAGUCUUCCUGAAGAAUGGAGCUGAAUGGAGAGCUGACAGGCUGCUGCUGAACCGGGAGGUGAUGUUGAGUUCGGCUGUGCAGCGGUUUCUGCCCCUGCUGGAUGAAGUAGCGCGAGAUUUCUGUCAUUUACUGCACCGCAAAAUCCAAAUGGAUGGGCACGGUGAGAACGAGCAUCGCAGCCUGACCCUUGACCCCAGUCCUGACCUCUUCCGCUUUGCUCUGGAAGCCAGCUGUUAUGUCCUGUAUGGUGAACGCAUCGGUCUGUUCUCGUCCAACCCUUCCUGGGAAUCUGAGCGCUUUAUCUGGGCAGUAGAACGCAUGCUGGCCACAACUCCGCCCCUCCUCUAUCUGCCACCUCGACUCCUGCGCCGUCUACAUGUCCCCCUGUGGACCCAACACGCUACUGCAUGGGACCACAUCUUCAGCCAUGCGGAAGCUCGAAUCCAGAGGGGCUACCAGCGCUUACAGGCUGAGAGUAGUGGUACCGGCCGGACAGUACAUGAUUCACGGGGCCAGUUUCCAGGUGGUACUGGUGGGUCAGUACCUGGUUCAGGAUGCCAGUUUCCAGGUGUUCUGGGACAGCUGAUAGAGAGGGGGGAAUUACCUCUGAAUCUGAUCAGAGCAAAUCUUACCGAGCUGAUGGCUGGUGGGGUCGACACAACAGCAGUUCCUUUGCAGUUUGCCUUGUUUGAGUUGGCUCGGAACCCUGGAGUCCAGGAGAAAGUACGCAAACAAGUAAAGGACUCAUGGUUACAGGCAGCAGGCAAUCCCCAGAAGGCCCUGCAGGGGGCGCCACUGCUCAAAGGAACAAUGAAGGAAACUCUGAGACUAUAUCCAGUGGGGAUCACAGUACAGAGGUAUCCUAUUCGAGACAUUGUGCUGCAGAAUUAUCGCAUACCUGCUGGGACCCUGGUGCAGGCAUGUCUGUAUCCUCUGGGUCGGAGCCAAGAUGUGUUUCAGAACCCAGAGUGCUUUGACCCCUCCCGCUGGGGUGGAGCUGAGGCAGGAAGGGGGCGGAGCAUUGAGGAUAGCAGCAUGGAGAGAGGCUCGGGGGCGGGCUUCCGGUCCUUGGCAUUCGGAUUCGGGGCGAGGCAGUGUGUCGGGAGGAGGAUCGCCGAGAGUGAGAUACAACUGCUGCUUCUGCAUAUUUUGAGGAAUUUUCAUUUGGAAGUUUCAUCAAAAGAAGACAUCAACACCAAAUACACACUCAUCCUCCAACCAGAGUCUCCACCCACAAUAACCUUUACCACACUCUUAUCCUCCAAUCAGACUCUUUGCCCACAAUAACCUUUACCACACUUAUUCUCCAAUCAGUUACCUCCCAGAAUAACCCAAAAUAAUCCCACAAUAAUACAAAUUUUAGCAAAAUUCUGCUCCACCUUAAUCUGAACUACCUUCAUCAACAUUACCUUAAAAGCUGCUAAUUUAAACACUGACAACUGAAGAAAUCUACCAUUUCUCAUUUUCAACCAUUGUUUAGAAAUAGAAAUAAAUUAAUUUUGUAGUUUUAUUUUACACAGUGGUAUUCAGACCCCACGGGCUGUGCUGUGUAUACAUCUGAAAUGCCUUUACCUAGAAAUGAACCUACAUCACCUAGAAAUGAACCUACGUCACCUGUACCAUAUUGCCUACAUCAUCUAUAAACGAACCUACAUCACCUGUACCAUAUCGCCUACAUCAUCUAUAAACGAACCUACAUCACCUGUACCUCAAUGCCUAUAUCAUCUAUAAAUGAACCUACAUCACCUGUACCAUAUCGCCUACAUCAUCUAUGAAUGAACCUACAUCACCUGUACCUUAAUGGCUAUAUCAUCUAUAAACAAACCUACAUCACUUGUACCAUAUCACCUACAUCAAAGGUCAAAGCCAGAUCCGUACUUUGAGUACUUCGAACCUCAAGUACGGCUUGGCUUGAAACACUAUUCUUC
Molecule: messenger RNA, 2454 nt
Organism: Electrophorus electricus (electric eel)
Lineage: Eukaryota; Metazoa; Chordata; Actinopteri; Gymnotiformes; Gymnotidae
Gene: cyp11c1
Product: cytochrome P450, family 11, subfamily C, polypeptide 1
Biological process (GO): cholesterol metabolic process; cellular response to peptide hormone stimulus; cortisol metabolic process
Cellular component (GO): mitochondrial inner membrane
Molecular function (GO): heme binding; iron ion binding; oxidoreductase activity, acting on paired donors, with incorporation or reduction of molecular oxygen
Source: RefSeq, a predicted model, not a curated record